Messenger RNA from Ochotona princeps (American pika), 1463 nucleotides. It is a transcript of the gene MRPS27, whose product is annotated as mitochondrial ribosomal protein S27. NCBI's taxonomy places the organism in Eukaryota, Metazoa, Chordata, Mammalia, Lagomorpha, Ochotonidae. Bases 250 to 1386 code for a protein of 378 amino acids. The record is from RefSeq and is a predicted model, not a curated record. Gene Ontology annotation, molecular function: protein binding. Gene Ontology annotation, cellular component: mitochondrion. The transcript has 10 exons.
UUCUGUUCAGAGGGAUGUGCCAAAGAAAAUGCCCGGUUCCUAGGGAACACACAACAUCUGAAGGCUGCAGACGGCAAGGACAGCUUGGGAAGAUGGAUGUGAAGCUGGCACUCCUGACUUAACCAAAGGCCAAGACAGCAGGGACCAUGCCAGGAAUGGGCGUGAGUGCCCACACCAGGGCUUCAGAACUUCAGAUUCCCAGGCCUGACUGCCACACGGAGACCUGAAUUCUCUGAUCUUGCAUCUUUGAUGGACAAAACGUACGAGAGGAAGUUGCCAGUGAGCUCUUUAACAAUAUCACGGUUUGUGGACAACAUUUCCUCCCGAGAAGAGGUGGACCACGCGGAGUAUUACCUUUACAAAUUCCGACACAGCCCCAACUGCUGGUACCUGAGGGACUGGACCAUCCACUCCUGGAUUAGGCAGUGUCUCAAGUAUGGUGCAGAGGACAAAGCCUUGCACACCGUGGUGAAUAAGGUUCAAUAUGGAAUUUUUCCAGAUAACUUUACAUUCAAUUUACUGUUGGAUACUUUCAUAAAGAGAGAAAAUUACAAAGAUGCUUUGUCUGUGGUUUUUGAGGUCAUGUUGCAAGAAGCCUUCGAAGCACCUUCCACCCAGCUUCUGUCCCUCUAUGUUUUGUACCAGUGCCUGGCAAAGAAGACGGCCUUGACUUGGGAAGAGGAGAGGAACUUUGGCGCAUCCCUGUUACUUCCUGGCCUAAAGCAGCGGAACUCAGUGGGUCUCAGUUCCCAGCUAUACGGCUAUGCACUUCUCGGCAAGGUGGAGUUGCAGCGAGGGCUGCGGGCCGUGUACCACAACAUGCCCCUGAUAUGGAAGCCAGGCUACCUUGACCGAGCCCUGCAGGUGAUGGCAACGGUGGCCUCCUCUCCUGAAGACACCAAGCUGAGCGGAGAAGCGCUCGAGGUGCUGGACACAGUGCUGAAGGCCGUGACUUCUCCAGCCGCCGAGGCCGCCGAGGAGCAGCCCCAGGAAAGUGACGACAAGCUGGGCCCUGUCCACCUGGUGGAGCACAUGGACAUAGAGGAGACCGAGCAGUCCAAGCUUCCCCAGUACCUGGAACAGUUUAAGGCUUUGCAGUCCAAACUUCAUGCUCUGGGCAGAGUGCAGUCAGAAAGCCUUCUGGCUCUGACCACCCAGCUUGUACAGGAGCAGCUGCCCACCUGCGAAGCCGAGGACCUGGCCGCCUACGCGCUCAAGCAACAGCAGUGGCAGCAGGAGCGGGUGCAGCUGAUCCAGAGGGAGCAGCUACAGAGGGAGGCCGCGAGAAAGGAGCACCAGGCCCGGCAAGCAGCCAAGGCCUCUGCAUCCCUCAAGCCCCAGCAGCAGGGGGCGGCAGCCGCUCCCGCUCUGAGAGCAGACGCGUGAGGUGCAGAAACCAUGAUGUUCACGGUCAGCAGGCCGUGACUACCCGUCCACAGGCCGGCAAGGGCAGGGGACUGGAA